UCUCACUGGGAGCCAGUUAGGGACACCAGGACUCCACCUAACAGCCACGCUUGAGAAUAACACCAUCCCUUCGGCUGCUUCACCCUUCAUUCGGACUCAUAACAGGAAGAUCUAAAGACAUGGACAACAGCCUAGUGCUCACUGUCCUCUUCCUGGCUCUUUCCUGGAUGUCAGGAACCAGCGAUGCUACCAACUCAAGCACGACGUCAAACAACAUGACGACAAACAGCAUGACCACAAACAGCAUGACCACAAACAACAUGACCACAAACAACAUGACCACAAACAACAUGACCACAAACAACAUGACCACAAACAGCAUGACGACAAACAGCAUGACCACGGCGCCGCACAUCAUGACGACAAACAACAUGACGAUGUCGCCGCACAGCAUGACAACAAACAAUAUGAACACGGCACCAGCAACUGCAAUAACAGCAGUAGCCACAACAUCCAAUACAACACUGAUUACCAACAACACAGUGAUCGUUCUUGGGACGCCUGUUGGCCGGACCGGAUGUGGGACCCAACAGAUCUGUGGGUCUGAGCCCUCUGACUGUGACCCCUCAUCAUCUUCAUCAUCGUGUUUCUUCGUUUCUGCCAAGCAGAGGGACGGUCAGAACUUUGAGUUUUCCAUCUCAGGGGAGUCAAGUGGCUACAUCGCUGCCACGGUGUCAGCUGACACCACAGUGGGAGGUAACGACACAACCUACGUCUGUGCGAACAAUAAUGGCAAAGUGAAAUUCUUCAGCGCUCUCCUCGACAACGACAAGCUGACACUGACAGAGCUGCCUGUGAACUCGGUGCAAGGCCGAGUCGAUGGAAACCUGAUCCAGUGCACGUUUGUUGCCACUUUGGACCUGUCCACCACAAGAGCAGCAGCAACAAGCGCCUCACUGUCACUCUCCACCGGGACCUUUGACAACACUUCUGGAUCUCUGGGAACCCCCGACACCAAGUUUAGGAGCGGAGUCGUAGACCUGAGCGGUUCUAAUGCCACCAUCUCUAAUGAGCUUACCACCACAACCACGACCACGACCGCCACCCCAAUGACCAACACCAUGACUACGCCAACGCACAGCAUGACGACAAACACCAUGACUACACCAACGCACAGCAUGACGACAAACACCAUGACUACGCCAACACACAGCAUGACGACAAACACCAUGACGACGACGCCGCACAGCAUGACGACAAACACCAUGACUACACCAACGCACAGCAUGGCGACAAACACCAUGACUACACCAACGCACAGCAUGACGACAAACACCAUGACUACACCAACGCACAGCAUGACGACAAACACCAUGACUACACCAACGCACAGCAUGACGACAAACACCAUGACAACGACGCCGCACAGCAUGACGACAAACAAUAUGACGAUGCCGCCGCACAGCAUGACGACAAACAACAUGACGACAAACAACAUGACGAUGCCGCCGCACAGCAUGACGACAAACAAUAUGAACACGGCACCAGCAACCGCAACAACAACAGUAGCCACAACAACCAAUACAACUCUGAUUACCAACACCACAGUGAUCGUUCUUGGGACGCCUGUUGGCCGGACCGGAUGUGGGACCCAACAGAUCUGUGGGUCUGAGCCCUCUGACUGUGACCCCUCAUCAUCUUCAUCAUCGUGUUUCUUCGUUUCUGCCAAGCAGAGGGACGGUCAGAACUUUGAGUUUUCCAUCUCAGGGGAGUCAAGUGGCUACAUCGCUGCCACGGUGUCAGCUGACACCACAGUGGGAGGUAACGACACAACCUACGUCUGUGCGAACAAUAAUGGCAAAGUGAAAUUCUUCAGCACUCUCCUCAAUAACAACAAGCUGACACUGACAGAGCUGCCUGUGAACUCGGUGCAGGGCCGAGUCGAUGGAAACCUGAUCCAGUGCACGUUUGUUGCCACUUUGGACCUGUCCACCACAAGAGCAGCAGCAACAAGCGCCUCACUGUCACUCUCCACCGGGACCUUUGACAGCACUUCUGGAUCUCUGGGAACCCCCGACACCAAAUUUAGGAGCGGAGUCGUAGACCUGAGCGUUUCUACUGCCACCAUCUCUAAUGAGCUUACCACCACGACCACGACCACGACCGCCACCCCCGCUGUGACUGCACACGCCACCACGUUCCAGCAGUCACUGGUGCAAGUUCUGCUGAUCUCUAUGGGCGUAUUCACUAUGCCCCUGGUGUGAGGAACACAAAACCUUCAGGAUUCAACACAAGAAGAAACAUAACUUCUCAAUCUAAAUAUUUUUUUUAAUGUACACAGUAUAUCCCACAUUAUAAGGAUCAUGCUGAAUUUAAAAUCCACUCACUGGAGGUGCAGGUAGGAGUGCUGGUGGGUGGUGAGUCUUCUGACUGCUUUCAGGUGUGUUGUAGAAUCUAAAAGAAAUAAGAGAAUAUAUGUUGAAGUUUUGAAUGAAAGGUUAUGUGUAAUAUAUUUACCCCCCCCCCCCCCGACAACCUCAUUGUUAUUGAUGUUCUCGUUCUUCGUCACGCACUAUGAAGCUAGAAAAUGGCUGAUAUAUGCCGUAUCAAACUUUCUAUUGUAAAUGUGUGUGCUGUACAAUAAUGACUUAAAAAUGAAGCCUUCGGUGGCUGAUGUGUGUGAGUGUGUGUGUGCGUGUGUUUGUGUGGAAUAGCGAACGCAAAUGAGCCGUUGUGUAUUAGGUAUGCAAGUUACGAUACGAAAAGCUGUUGAUAAUUAAUUUUGCAGUUUGCAUAAUGUAAAAUAGUUUUUAUUGCCAUUUCUCAUUAAAGUUAUAUUUAAAACAA
Molecule: messenger RNA, 2787 nt
Organism: Platichthys flesus (European flounder)
Lineage: Eukaryota; Metazoa; Chordata; Actinopteri; Pleuronectiformes; Pleuronectidae
Product: mucin-3A
Exons: 11
Coding region: 120-2204 (694 amino acids)
Biological process (GO): regulation of glutamate receptor signaling pathway
Source: RefSeq, a predicted model, not a curated record